AUGAAAAUCAAUCUUCUAAUAGUUACUAUACUUAUUAUAAGAUGCCUAUUAGCAAGCAAACAAAUUAGCUCAAUAUAAUUAAUUCUGAUUGAACAUCUAAAUACACAGCAUGGUGAGAUGCCUUUUUUCCCGGUUUUGUCACUACUCUCGGGGCUCCUUUAGGGUCUCGCAGGACAGCUCGCUCCUCCAAGUCUCCCUUAAGCAGUUUAAGAGCCUAGAAGCACGAAACGUUAGCGGCUUGGUGCAUUGCCUCGCUCUAUCCAACUUUUCUCCAGCGCCUGCUGAACCUAAGCGUCCUGUCUUUUAUAUAAGCAAGGGAAAGAGAUGUUCAUAUUAAUUUUAAUGUCUUCGUCCUUGACAGGGCCAGGGAUUCGCACCCCUACAUAUUUGGCUUCCAUGACUCUGGAGCCUUUGGGCUAUCACCUGGGCGAAACUCCCUGUUUCUCAUCAGCUAGAUGCCACCUUGGAGCUCUGCUCGAAUAACUUAUUAUCCUUCUGAGGCUUCUGAUGGUCCUUCCCUUUUAAAUGAUGGUCUCGAGGUAAAACUCCAAGUUCAGAAAUCAGCUUCCUGAGGCUCAAGACAACCUAGCCUGGCAUAUAUAAAGGAUUUCCGAAAUAGGGCGCGCUUUUCGCGCUAAAAGGUAGAAGGAGCUUAUGGAGCCUGUGGGAGCGCGUUGACUUGGUGUGGUAGAGUGGCAUUGAUUGGUGACCCACAUCGGAGGAUCGAGUGGGUGGUGCAUCAUUGAUGCUUCAAGUGAUUUUGCUGGUGCGGCUUCAGGAGUUCGAUUGUGGACUAUAGUUGUUGAUUGUUGGAAGAUGCUGGAGUUUUUGUUGCAAGAAAAGUGGACAUGAAUUGGCUGAGUUGUAAUUGGCCGAUUUCGGAUGAGUAAUGUACGAAUCGGUGAUUCAAUUAGAACUUAACUUACGAAACGUGUCAAAAGCUAAACUUUGGAGUAGGUCUGAAUUUUUGGUUUCUUUGGGAUUUUUUGGAAUUUUUAGAGGGUUUUGAGAAUUUUUUUGAGUAAAAACGAGAGAGAAAUGCUGAGGUUUCAGCGGUAAAAUUUUAAUUCUAAUACUAAUAAAGGAUUUCCGGCUUCUUUCUGUCACACUGGGCCAUUGCCUGCUGGUAUUGAAGAGAAGUCCACGCGUAAAAACCUAACCCCAUAAUAAUAAAAGUUGGCUGACGGAAAAGAAAUAAGCAGAGUGAAUCAACUUUUCAUACGAAGCCAUUUUAUUAUUAUAAGGUGCCUAUUAGCAGAUAAAUCCCUACGAGUCGUGAUCAGAUGUCCUUAUUUAGAGCUUCGACAGCGUUUAUCAAUAACCUCAAAUGGUUGAUAUAUACCUUGGCUUAAUUCAGAAAAUUCAUCUACUAGGAAAAUAUUUACCGACCAUUACUUCAUGUAUAACUUUCUCAAACUUAAUUUGCCAAAUAAUGAGUUUUGCAGUAUAGAAGAGCCUGACCAAUUUGCUACUAUGAAUCCUUCUGCUAUGUGAAUUGAAGAAAAAAAAAUGUUCUUGGCUGUUGUGAGAAUUAAUAUUAAUAGAAAUAAGAGUUUUUUAUGAGCAAGUUGAUAUGACUCGGAUUGAAAAGAAGUCAUUACUGAAGAAUUUAUUGGAAAUACGGCAGUGCCAGGAAUAAUACCAAUUAAAAUUCCAAAUUUAUAUCUUCUUAAUGCUGGGCCAGAAGACCCACGAAUUUUUCGAGCAUUAGGGAAUCAAGUUUUUGUUCUUUUUAACAUGUUCGAUUAUGAUGAAAUGAGAAAAAUGUGGAUUUAUAAUUUUAAUACAGCAGAAUGCUACCCUCUUUCUAUACGCUAUCAUAAAGAACAAGCUUAUUUUUCAGAAAAGAAUUGGACACCUUUUAUUGUAGAUGAUGAGCACUUAUAUUUUAUUUAUAAUUAUAAAAAUUUUCAAAUAAUUGACUGUACAGUAAAAGGAGAAAAUUGUUCCUGAAAAAGUGGGGGGUACGAACGACUCCCUGAAGGGCUAAGAGGCGGAUCUCCUUAUCUCCAAUAUAAGAAUACAAGCUAUUAUGUGAAUUUAGGAUACUCACAUAUUUUUUAUGUAAAAGACACAAAUUGAUGCCAUCUCUACCGACCCUGCCUUACAUUAGCUCAAUAUAUUGACGAAGAGCCUAAUUUUCGUCUGAUUUACACAAGCGAGCCAAUUGAUUUUUCAAAUAAAUUAUUUUUAAAGCCAAUAACAAAAUAUUCACUCCCCUCUCCUUGAGCGAACAAGAACAUUUAAAAAAUCGCUAUUUUUUGGGUAAAAUUUCACCCUCUGCGAACGAAAAUUUUUUUUGAUAUAUAAGUGCUAAUUUAUUAUAAUGAAAUCUCUAGCUAAUUCUGUUUAAUUUUGAAAAAUUACAUUUUAAAACAGCAAUUUUGCUAAUUAAAUAUAUAUUUGCUUUCCAUAUUUACGUUUUUGGAUUUUUACAAAAAAUUGUUAUUCAAUUUAUAAAUAAAUUUCUGGAAAAUAAAAAAUUAACUCACUUCAUAAGCAAACAAAUUUUUUUUGUUCGCUCAUAGAGGGGCGAAGCCAGAAAUGAGUGAAGUAGGGAUGUGUGGAGAUGGGAGAAUCAUGAUUCCACUUUCAAUAGCACGCUGAAACUAUGAAGAGGAUAUAGCAGAUAUCACGGUUAGCAUAAAUGAUACGAUUCCUCUUGCUUUAAAAGUGUCAGGAUUAGCUGAAAUUGUUGAUGAAGUAAUUUUCUGAUAUGAGAAAGGGUCAUUGCCUAAAGAAGAGAAUUGCGCUGAGAGGUUGGCAUACUGAGAUGUAGGACUCACUCAGCCUCAAAAGCCAAGAUUUAAUGUGAGAAAAAUAAAGCCUAAUAGCGAAAAACCGUAG
Molecule: messenger RNA, 2847 nt
Organism: Blepharisma stoltei
Lineage: Eukaryota; Ciliophora; Heterotrichea; Heterotrichida; Blepharismidae
Source: the annotation of a GenBank genome assembly